This is a messenger RNA of Zootermopsis nevadensis, 1610 nucleotides long. RefSeq names its product sarcotoxin-2A. NCBI's taxonomy places the organism in Eukaryota, Metazoa, Arthropoda, Insecta, Blattodea, Termopsidae. Gene Ontology annotation, cellular component: extracellular region. The record is from RefSeq and is a predicted model, not a curated record. Gene Ontology annotation, biological process: defense response to bacterium.
ACAGCUUUUUUUGUUACAGGCGGUGAAGUACCAGAAACGUUCAAUGGAAGUCAAAUGUAGUUUCCUCUCAGUCUCAGAUGGUAUAUUAACAGCGAAUUUCAUAUUUGCUUCUUAAUUGCUCUAAGUUUUACAGACGCAUUUGUAAGCUCGACACUCGAGACGCUUUGCAGCUGUUUAACCUCUAACUCGAAGAAUACUGUCACUUGCUCCAGAACCAGAGAAAAUGAAAUUGGCAUUGGUGAUCGCGUCUCUGAUAGCUGCACUGGGAUUCGCUCCAUCGGCAAGGGCUUAUGUCCCUUAUGUACUGAAACACAAAGGGCUGGAACCAUGGGGACACGACGUCGUUGUGAUGCCAAUAAAAGAGAAAACCCUGCAAGGGGAGGACGUUGAGAUUUCAUUACCGGAGGAAGACAAUAAUUAUUUACUUACACCGGUAAUCGUUGCGGACGAGCCAAAAUCCCGAGUUCGGAGACAGGUCACAGUGGAUUUGUCUCGCGACAGUGUGUCCGCCCAGGCACAGGGCAACUUGUGGAGGAGAGGUCCCCACUCACUGGACGGGAAUGUCCACUGGUCGCAAACGUUCGGUGGUCCAAGAGGGACAAAUCAUCCCUCCUACGGCGGAGGACUGACAUACUCUCGAUCCAACAGGGUAAGUGCCGUCACUCACCACAGACCAUCCGGCACCAAAGUUUCAGCCCAAGUUCAGGGUAAUCUCUGGAGGGGCAGCAGUGGACGCUCAACACUCGACGCUAAUGCUGGAUGGUCAAGAUCUUUCGGUGGUCCUUGGGGUGCAUCCCGACCAAAUUUUGGCGGUGGGAUUAGCUUCAGACACAGGUUUUGAAGGAAAGUAUUGUCGAGAUGCACGUCAUUCACGAAUAAGAACUUUUCAGAGGGCAGCGGAUUGUAUUUUAUGUAAUACCAGAAUUGGUUUCAUUUGUUUUAAUAACAGGGGAAUGAACUUAAGGUCUUUAAGACUUUAUUUUCGUAACUAGAAAGAUCUUUCUCCUGAAGGGAGGCAAGCCCAUAAAAUUUACCGACUCGUUCAGAUCAUUACUAUAAAUCAAGGCAUCUAACUGCUAUUGUAAACUUCUCUUCGACUGUCAACAUGGUAGCAGAACCCAAAAUUAAUAUCUAAACCCGAUAUUCGACAAGAUCUUGAACACCUUCCUCACAAACAAUACAUCAAUAAAUAAUUUUAAUAUUAUCUCCUCAAACUCAAUUUUUUUAGAGUUUUUCCCCGUCAAAAUUCCAUAAGUAUUUCUAGUUUUGAUCGCUCGAGCUGCAUUUUUCCUCAGAUAACAGAGAUCAUACGUUCAUACGUCUCAAUAGAUUAUGAAAAUAUGGUCUAAUUUUUUUUUUAGUAAUCUUUAAUGCAAAUUACUGUAUUUGUGUCUAUUAUCGCUGGAAAUAUAAGUAGAAAAUUGUUUAAAAUAUGAAAAUAAAUUAUUGGGUGAAUACGAACUUCAUCGCCAAAUACUGUUAGCCAUAAGAACAGUUCAUGUUCAUAGUAAAUAUAACUAGUGUUCGGGUAAUAAAAUACUUACAAUGUCAUUUAUACAUGCUAGCUAACUAUACAAAGGUUUCUGAUAAAUGAAUUUGCGUUACACGUG